AUGUCUUUCAAUACCUUUAUCCAACAUAUUAAAUCGGAAAAAUACCGUCAACUUGGAUUUUGGAAAUCCAGCAAAAACGGUACCCCAUUAAAUCCUCUUUAUUGGUUCCAAUUUGCCGACGACGCGGCUGUUGUUAGCGGCCAAGAAAAAGAAAACCAAAUGCUCCUCAAUCGCUUUACAAUCUGGUGUCAGUGGGCUGAAAUGAUAAUACGUGUAGACAAAUGUUCAACAUUUGGCAUUAGGAAACAAUUAACCAAAUCCAUUCAAUAUCUCCAAAAACUAUUUGUAAAUAACUGUCUUGUACCACGUGUUGAACUUGGUAAAUCAUUUCGCUACUUAGGUCGUUAUUUUGACUUCAACAUGUCCGACGAAGACCACAAAUCUGAAGUAUAUGACACACUUACUAAUAUCCUGAAUGAAAUUGAUGACCUACCAUUAUAUCCGAAAAACAAAAGUCUCUUAUACAGUCGUUAUGAGCUUUCCAAAAUCUCCUGGCACUUCGCUGUUUCUGACAUAGACAAAACCUGGGUCAACGAUAAACUAGAUAGUAUCGCGUCCACGUAUAUCCGAAAAUGGCUUGAACUUCCUAUUUCUGCAACCCUUAUAUCAAUAACGUCCUACUUCCCCACAAUAAUUUUGGAUUAA
This is a messenger RNA of Paramuricea clavata, 645 nucleotides long. Lineage: Eukaryota; Metazoa; Cnidaria; Anthozoa; Malacalcyonacea; Plexauridae. The record is from the annotation of a GenBank genome assembly.